Exophiala xenobiotica is the source of this 993-nucleotide messenger RNA. RefSeq lists its product as uncharacterized. Gene Ontology annotation, molecular function: carboxy-lyase activity; hydrolase activity. NCBI's taxonomy places the organism in Eukaryota, Fungi, Ascomycota, Eurotiomycetes, Chaetothyriales, Herpotrichiellaceae. Gene Ontology annotation, cellular component: cytoplasm; cytosol. The coding region runs from base 1 to 993 and encodes 330 amino acids. Gene Ontology annotation, biological process: secondary metabolic process. The transcript has a single exon. The record is from RefSeq and is a predicted model, not a curated record.
AUGGAUAGCACUCAGGUUCUCAAAGUUGAUGUUCAUCAUCACUCUUUCCCACCUGCUUACACAGAAUAUCUUGUCAAAGCAAGUCAGAAGCCAGCAGGCUGGGUCACAGAGCCGUGGAGUUUGCCGGUAGCUUGCGACUACUGCAAAAGCAAGAACAUCGGUUUCGCUGUGCUAUCAUGUAUACCAGGCGGGCCACACUCCGACGUGGAUUUGCAGCAGGCUCGAGACUUCACCAAAAGCUGCAAUGAAUACAACUCCAAAGUUGCGCGUGAAUCGCGAAACACACUGGGCUUUUUCGCCCAUAUCACCAACAUGUGCGAGGUUGAAGUAACACUGGAAGAGAUUGAUUAUGCAUUCGACACCUUGGGUGCAGCUGGAAUCGCCCUUGGGACGAGCUACCACAAGUCUGGUCGACUGCAUUACCUUGGAGACACCGAGUUCGUGCCAGUCUGGGACGCUCUUAGUGCAAGAAGCGCGGUUGUCUUUGUCCACCCGGUACCAUCACCCAACAUGGAUCUGAUCAAUCAAAAUCUUCCACCACCAGCUUACGAUUUCCCCCAUGAAACUGGCCGGACGGCAAUCGAUAUGAUCACCAACACCAGCAAUAUGCUGCGAGAUCAUGCGACCAACUGCAGUAUCAUUCUAAGCCACGCAGGUGGGGAUUUGCCCUACUUGAUCGAUCGAGUAGCAGGAUUGAUGUGUCAUGGCCCUGAGGCUUUGAGGCUGAAGAAGACUUCCGAUGAUGUCUUGUCUGAGGCGCGUCGAUUCUACUACGACACUGCACUGAGCAGCAGCCCUAUGCAAUUGAACGCGGUGGUCUCUCUACUUGGACCUGACAAGCUUGACCACAUACUCUUUGGCACCGAUUUCCCGCCGGCUGGGGCGGCGGCUAUAGAGUACUUCUCGAGGCAGUUGCGUGGCACCAAAGUGGUAGAUUUCGCGGAUCUAGGGCACAAUGCCUUAAAGCUCUUUCCGCAACUGCAGAGGAAAUAG